Molecule: messenger RNA, 981 nt
Organism: Athalia rosae (coleseed sawfly)
Lineage: Eukaryota; Metazoa; Arthropoda; Insecta; Hymenoptera; Athaliidae
Product: cuticle protein 64-like
Exons: 4
Coding region: 115-705 (196 amino acids)
Source: RefSeq, a predicted model, not a curated record
GCGGGGUGCACGAGUGAAAUGAAAGUGAACUCCCUAUAUAAAGGGUGGUUUUGUCCGAAUGCAUCAGAAACAAUCUUAUUUAUCAAACAAGCAUAACAUACCAAUUCAUCCAACAUGAGAGUUCUGAUCUGUCUGAUGCUGGUCUCGGUGGCCUUUGCCGCAGAAGAAAAAGCAGUGAACAAACGCGGUCUCUUCGACCUGGGAUACGGAGGAUACGGAGGAUACGAAGGAUACGGAGGAUACGGAGGAUACGAAGGUGGACACGGACACGGACACGUCCAUACCGUCGCCAUCCAGAAGACCGUCGCCGUUCCCGUUCCCCAGCCCUACCCCGUUGACAGGCCCGUCGCAGUCCCCGUUAAGGUACCAGUUGGCUACCCAGUAGCCCACCCCGUUCCGGUACCGGUGCCAGCCCCUUACCCGGUGGUGCACACCAAGACCGUAACGGUUCCCGUCGACAGACCAUACCCAGUCCCCGUCAAGGUGGCAGUCCCCGCUCCCUACCCCGUCAAGGUGCCAUCUCCAGUCCCCGUAGCGGUUCCCCACCCAGUUCCGGUGCCUCACCCCGUUCCAGUCGUCGUUAAACAAACGGUUCCAGUUCUGGUUGGACACGGUUCUUACGGUGGACAUGGUUCUUACGGUGGACAUGGAUACGGUGGUUACGGACACGGAUACGGAUACGGAGGUCACGGACACGGAUUCUAAACUAGAUCCAAUAGGCAGCCAUUCCGAAGACCGUUUCUGAGAACGAAUUUGAGAAGGAUAAAUAAUUGAAAAAAAAAAAUAAACAAAAAACUAGACGAAUGGAAAAAAGCGAAAAAAAUCAUCGUUGUAACUGCAGCAUCGUGUAACAGAGUACCAGGUAGCGAUACGCUGGAGACAAAAAAAAAAAAAAAUUACUCCACACGUCGAAUGUAACAGCAUCAAGCAGUCAAAUUCUCAUGCAAUAAAAUAAUUUUCUAAUAUUUUCUAAAAAAGAAA